AUGAUUCCACUACCAUGUGCUCCUAGCUUUACGUUUACCCAGUUUCGAGGGCGUAUCCAAGCCGUAUUUCAUGGUGCUGAUUCGAGAACGUGUGCUGCCUUUUGGUUGUUCGGGCUAAUCAACAAUGUACUCUACGUUAUCAUCCUCUCGGCCGCGCUCGACCUCGUCGGGCCCAGCGUUCCAAAAGGCGUCGUGCUGCUUGCCGAUGUCAUUCCGUCCUUCGUGACCAAAUUAUGCGCUCCAUACUUCAUUCACCUCGUACCAUAUCCUAUUCGAAUCUUAAUCUUCGUUGCGCUCUCUGCUGGUGGCAUGCUGCUUAUUGCUCUGUCGCCUGCACAUGAUCCAAGCAACAUGGCAGAAAACCCCAUUUUCACCAAAAUGUGCGGCGUAAUCCUUGCCAGUCUAUCUUCAGGCGGUGGAGAGCUGAGCUUUCUUGGCCUCACCCAUUUUUAUGGGCAUUUCAGCUUAGCUGCUUGGAGCAGUGGAACUGGGGCCGCCGGCUUGGUGGGCGCUGGAGCAUACGCCUUGGCCACAACAUCAUUUGGAUUCACCGUGCGAGCGACGUUGCUAGCCUCUGCAUGCUUACCUGCGGUGAUGGUAUUGAGCUUCUUUGUGAUCUUGCCUCUAGGACCCUUGAGAAGAUUCGAGAAAGGCGGGGGAUACUAUCAACCUGUUUCCAACAGCGAAAGCAGUGAGGUAUUCGGAGAUAGCUCUAGGAAUCAAAGGGCUGAAAAUGAAGGCCUCCUUUCAAGUAACCGAAACGAGACUAUAUCUGCCGAACCCCAAAGUCUAUCGUGGAAACAUUUCAAAGCCAACUUGAAACGCGCAAAAGCCCUAUUUUUCCCCUUCAUGUUACCGCUUCUUCUCGUCUACAUUGCCGAAUACACAAUUAACCAGGGAGUUGCUCCAACCUUGUUAUUUCCCUUAGAAUCAAGCCCAUUCGAACAUUUUCGUUCGUUUUACCCAACCUAUAACGCGAUUUACCAGGUUGGAGUCUUCAUCUCCCGCUCCUCGACUCCUUUCUUUCGCGUUCAUGACCUAUAUUUUCCGUCCUUUCUACAGCUUGCCAAUCUUGCCAUUCUCACGCUUCAAGCGCUAUUCAACUUCAUUCCCAAUGUUUAUGCCAUAUUCAUAAUCGUGUUUUGGGAGGGUCUACUUGGCGGUCUCGUUUACGUGAACACUUUUGCUGAAAUCACGGAUCAAGUCCCUGAAGAAGAUCGCGAAUUCUCUUUGGGCGCCACGACGGUAAGCGAUUCCGGUGACCAUGUUCUGGGUAGGCCAUCUACCCAGAUGCGCAAAAUUCAAGUUUUUGCUGUUGUUGGCUUCUGGAUACUAUAUCUUGUGAGAGGGAAUAAGCAUGGCCCACCUGGGGCUCGAUUCUUGUCAUCUCGGCUAAACAAACGAAUGACGCCGUGGCAGGCCACCGUCAUGACAAUGUUAACACUCUAUCUCUCCCGCAAUUUUGCUAAACUAGUUGGGCUAGAAUGCCCUGAGCCUCUGGCGAAUCUAUACUCGAGAUCAUAUUUCCGCGCCACUUGGGUGACAACGGCUCUCGAUGCAGGGUUCUGGACAGCGAUGAAUAUUAAACGCAAAUGGCUGCGCGAUCUUGCUUCCUUCAUUUUCACAAUAUACUACCUCAUCGCUGCGGAACAUGCGGAUGAAAAGGUACGGAAGGUUCGAGCUGUUUUGACAGUUGACCAUCUACGUGUUUCAUGGAACAAAGCCACAACACCAUAUCUAUCGUUUUUCUCAAAAUUACUGAGGCCACGCCUCUGCAAAUACGAUCCUAUUGCAAUUCGAAUUCCCAGACCGAGAGAGUCAUCAUACAAAGAACCAACUUCAGGGUGGCUAUUUUUCAAUGGUCCUCUAAGUAGCUUGAGAAAUCAAGAUACAAUAGUUUUGGAUAUACCAGGUGGGGGAUUCGUUGCGAUGGACCCUAGAACAAGCGAUGAUAAACUGCUUACGUGGGCUGGAAAGACUGGAAUCCCCGUUCUAAGCUUAGACUAUAAGAAGGCACCGGAGCACCCAUAUCCGUAUGCCCUGAAUGAAUGCUAUGACGUUUAUCAUACUAUCGUCAUGACAAAAGGUCGAUGUAUUGGGUUGAGCGGGAAAACAUGCCCUCGAAUUAUACUUACUGGUGAUAGUGCUGGCGGAAACCUGGCUGCUGGACUGACAUUGAUGAUACUCCAGGCCGGAAGUACAGAGUCCAGAAAAUGGAGAGGCGAAGGUAGCCUCCCUGUUCCAGCUGGGCUAAUUUUAAUCUACCCGUCCCUGGACAUGAAUAUUGGGAACUGGAUGACAGAUGAGCAAAUGUCUCUCAUUCGGGAUAGAGGAAUGAGGAAGACGAACCAGAAUAUCCUGAGACGCAAGAGUGAGGAUUAUUACAAGCUUACCACAACACCACAUCCUUCAGAUGAUGCCUUAGAGAAUCAUUCUGUACUACGCGACUAUUUCGACAAACAGCACGGCACAGAUGAUGUUGAACACCCAUCCUUUUCGGCUGUUGAAAAAGCCGAGCCAACAAUUAAUAAACCUAUCCCAGGGAAUAUUGCAUCCCAGAUUGCAGCAAUGGCGGAUAAGCAGCCUCAUCAAAUCCGGACUCGCCUUGCUGUCUCUUCAAUGAUUUCUUACUUCAAUGACCGCAUCCUGACACCAGAAAUGAUGCGAGCCAUGAUUAUCCUAUACAUUGGGCCAUAUAAUCGCCCGGAUUUCAGCACAGAUUUUCUCCUUUCGCCCCUACUUGCUCCUGAAGCUCUUCUGGCUAAAUUUCCGAAAACAUACUUCCUUACUGGAGAACGAGAUCCCCUUGUUGACGACACUGUAAUAUUCGCUGGAAGAAUCCGACAAGCUAAGCUUCACCGGUUUAGAGAGCGGCAAGAGCUUGGAUUAGAGAAGUCUAAAAUGGAGUUUGAUGAAAAGGAUCAUGUUGAAGUUACUCUAAUACCAGGGAUCUCACAUGGUUUCCUUAACUUCGUUACCCUCUUCCCAGAAGGUUGGAAACAAUUAUACCGAUGCACAGGUUGGAUUCAGGAUAUUCAAGCCCGUACCACUGUGGAGAGUAUCGAGAAAGAGAAGAAUGGUUCAACAAGCUCAUUACCUGGCAGAACACGCGCGGCUUCGGAAGCUGUACGUCGUGGAUCUGGCGUUUCCACGGAAUAUCAAACGGAGACCAGCAAUAUGGAGAGUGGGAAGCACCAUCACUAUCGAAGCUUAACAGGCGAAUCGUCUGUUGACGAGGAUGGCCCUCUUGAAAUGAGCAUUCGAAUGACCGGCACACGUUCCGGUUCAUCGUCUUCCGCCCAUUCCUCGUCAAUGUCAAAUAAACAUGACUCCUCCCCGGCCACAGAGGCACUAGAUGACGCCGAGGCUCCUGGCUCAAAGGGCCUAAGAAGCGUAAAACCAGUCCGCAAAAUGAAAAUCAGAAAAGUGGGUCACCCAACCUUAUCAUUGGACCAGGAGAAACGUGCCAUGCAGAUAAGUAGAGAGACGAGCUUGACGAGUUUACCAAGUGAAGAAGAUCUGCUUCAUCGACGCAUGAAGGGUUUGGCAGGUGGUUUGAUGGGGAUUGGGGAAGAAGCUCGAACACCAUAG
Molecule: messenger RNA, 3591 nt
Organism: Ophidiomyces ophidiicola
Lineage: Eukaryota; Fungi; Ascomycota; Eurotiomycetes; Onygenales; Onygenaceae
Exons: 5
Coding region: 1-3591 (1196 amino acids)
Biological process (GO): triglyceride catabolic process
Cellular component (GO): cytosol; membrane
Molecular function (GO): triacylglycerol lipase activity; sterol ester esterase activity
Source: RefSeq, a predicted model, not a curated record